Molecule: messenger RNA, 2022 nt
Organism: Sphaeroforma arctica JP610
Lineage: Eukaryota; Ichthyosporea; Ichthyophonida
Product: glutamate dehydrogenase, mitochondrial
Exons: 10
Coding region: 301-1839 (512 amino acids)
Biological process (GO): L-glutamate catabolic process
Cellular component (GO): mitochondrion
Molecular function (GO): L-glutamate dehydrogenase (NAD+) activity
Source: RefSeq, a predicted model, not a curated record
CAAGUUCCGAAUUUCGAUCGAUAAGCUAGUGCGCGCAACUCUCAUAUCAGCGACAGAUACAACAAACACUGAGCAUUCUUUGUGUGUGUACUGCAACACGGUGUUGGUAAAAGUACGCUUGUAGCCAUCUCUCGCUGCCGCCCCAUCACGGAAUUUGUCACGCUUCUCAUCACGUCUCGCAAUAGCUUACUACUUGAUUACCAGAAAGUCGGUUUGGAAUAAUCCGCACUGGUAUAUGUAUAUACGGGAGGUUCUUGUCAAAACAAACCAUAUUUUGUAAGUGUCUGUGUUGCAUACAACAUGUUGAGUUCACAAAUCAUUCGCGCUGCGAGCAGGGCGUUGCCCUCACAGGCUAACGUAGCUGUCGGAACCACUUCCUGCCGGUACACGCAGACGUUAACGGAGAAAUACGCCGAGGUGAAAAGCACUGAACCCAAUUUCCUCGAGUGCUUCAAGGAAUUCUUCGACAAUGGAGCGAGGCUUCAGAAGAAUGUUUCGCCGAACGAUAUUUUGAACAUGAGAAUGACGGACGCCGUGAUUAAGACGUCUUUCCCACUUAUUCGUGAGGACAAGACGUGCGAAAUAGUGACCGGCUAUCGAGCCCACCACAGCAGACACCGUGUGCCUGUUAAGGGAGGUAUUCGUUUCUCCACUGCGGUAGAUCUGCAAGAAGUUGAAGCGUUGGCGUCGCUCAUGACUUACAAGUGUGCGGUUGUGGAUGUGCCCUUUGGAGGAGCCAAGGGUGGUAUCGCCAUAGACCCGAAGAACUAUUCAGCGAAAGAGUUGGAGCAGAUCACCCGAAGGUACACUAUGGAGCUGUGCCAGAAGAACUUCAUCGGCCCGGGAAUCGAUGUGCCCGCCCCUGACAUGGGAACCGGAGGCAGAGAGAUGACAUGGAUCAAAGACACGUACCACCACUUCAGCGGUGGCGAUGUCAACUCAGUGGCGUGUGUUACCGGUAAGCCUAUCACACAGGGGGGUGUCAGAGGCCGUACUGAGGCCACAGGCCUGGGUGUGUACUACGGAAUCCGUGACUUCCUGGAGUACGAGGAGGUACAGGAUCAGACUGGUUUGACGAGCGGGCUUAAAGGCAAGAAGGUCAUUGUGCAAGGUCUAGGAAACGUAGGAUUCUACGCAGCCCAUUUCAUCACCAAGGCCGGCGGCAAGGUCGUCGGUAUUGGAGAGUACAACUCUUGUAUCGUCAACCCUGAAGGUCUGGAUAUCGAGCACUGCCAAGCCUAUUUCAAGAGCAAUGGAUCAUUCAAAGGCUACAACAGCGGCGAGUUCAUCGCCGACCCUCUCGCCAUCCUAGAAAUGGAGUGCGAUGUGCUUGUGCCUGCGGCAGUGGAGAAGUCCAUCCAUACUGGAAACGCUAAGAAUAUCAAAGCUAAAAUUAUCGCCGAGGCGGCUAACGGACCUUUGACACCGAAGGCACACUACGAACUUGUGGAACGCGGCGUCGUGAUCAUUCCCGAUUUGCUGUUGAAUGCUGGCGGUGUGACAGUUUCAUACUUUGAAUGGCUGAAGAAUCUCAGCCACGUUCGAUUCGGUCGCUUGAACAAGAAAUGGGAGGAACACAGCAAGUCCACGCUCCUCAACUUUGUCGAGCAGAGCGUUAACCGAGAGCUGUCCCACCAGGAAAGACGCCUGGUAGUACACGGUGCCGAAGAGGUGGACAUAGUAUACUCUGGGUUGGAGGAUACUAUGUACAACGCCUGUAUGGAGACCCGUGUCACCGCCAAGGAGCUUGGCGUGGACUUCCGAACAGCGGCAUUCUACAAUGCCAUUGAAAAGAUCGGAAAAGUGCUGGAGGAGUCUGGCAACAUUUUCAGCAACUAAGUCGACGAUAAGAAGUCGCGCGUGCUCUUAGUAGCGCAAAUAAAAUAGCAGUAGUAUGAUUCAUAGGUUCAACUAGAUAAGAAUAUAAAAUAAUCCGGUAAUUGGUAUUUGGUACAAAGAGUGACUGGUGGAAAAUCCUCUUGCGCGGGUACUUAUUUGCUUACAACUGACACAUCUAACGCG